This is a messenger RNA of Trichoderma breve, 1782 nucleotides long. RefSeq names its product heterokaryon incompatibility protein (HET) domain-containing protein. Lineage: Eukaryota; Fungi; Ascomycota; Sordariomycetes; Hypocreales; Hypocreaceae. The transcript is spliced from 3 exons. The record is from RefSeq and is a predicted model, not a curated record. The coding region runs from base 1 to 1782 and encodes 593 amino acids.
AUGCGACUGCUCAACACCAAGACAUAUAGCAUCACCGAAUUCUUCGAGGCCAACAUCCCCAGAUAUGCCAUUCUCUCUCACACCUGGGGGUCCGGAGAGGUGACAUAUCAGGACAUAGUCCAGUCGGUAGAGCAAGCGCGGGAAAGGAAGCCUCAGGGAUUUGCCAAAGUCGAGGGCGCGUGUGCGCUUGCAUAUGCCGAGGGAUUCGACUACAUAUGGAUUGAUACCUGCUGCAUCGACAAGACGAGCAGCGCUGAGCUGUCCGAGGCUAUCAAUUCCAUGUAUGCGUGGUACCGGGAAUCGUCGAUAUGCUACGCGAACUUUAGUGAGGUUGAAUUCGGGGCAUCCCGCUGGUUUACGAGGGGAUGGACGCUACAAGAGCUCAUUGCGCCAUCAGACGUCGCUUUUUAUUCUGGAGAUUGGCACUGUCUCGGAAGGAAAUCUUUUCACAAAGACGUGAUAUCCAGAAUCACGGGCAUCGACGUGAGCAUUCUCGCCGGGGCCGAUCCAUCCCUCAUCGCCGUAGCACGCAAGAUGUAUUGGGCCUCCAGCAGAACGACGACCAGAAUCGAAGACAUGGCGUAUUGUUUAAUGGGCUUAUUCUCCGUCUCCAUGCCUCUCAUCUACGGCGAGGGGAAAAAGGCUUUCCUUCGGCUUCAGGAGGAAAUCAUCAAGACUGUUGACGACCAGUCCAUCUUUGCGUGGCAGCUACGGAAGCCGAGUUCUCCUGGGCCAGCCUUUUACGGACUCCUGGCCGACUCCCCGAGUGCCUUUGAGUAUACUGGUGGAAAUGUCUCCCCAUUUGUAUCAAGUCACUCUUCUACGCAGGCGACACGUAUCAUUAAUAACACUCUGCAGACUACACUGAUGAUCCAGAACAAGGUAAUGCAGGGUGUCCACUAUGCUGGCUUUGGUAAACUGCCGUCUGGUCCCCUGUCAAACUAUCGUCGGGCUGUCCUUGGCUGCAGGUAUGGCUUCUCAGGAGAUUCUUCGCCUUGCAUUGAGCUGUGGUGUCUGGACGAGGAACAGUCCCAGUUUGCGAGAAUUCGGCCUUGGAAUCUCUUUAGGGAACAGGCACCGUCCAUUUCCCCUCCCUUGCGAGUGAAUUCGCUAUCUAAAAUCCCGUCUCUCUUGUACGAGGUGCCUCUAUACUUUGGCACCAUCUCCAUGGACUUGCUUCUAAAUCGUGCGCCGUGGGAGUACAAACAGAUCACUGUCUCUCACAACCCUCGGGAAUUCAUACCGUUUGGCUUCCGCCUUCAAUAUCUAAGCUACAAGAUUGGAACCCGCGAAGGCUAUCCAGCUGAUCGAUGGCACGGCAACGACCGGGUGUUACAGCGAGCUUACCACCACAGAAACGGCCCUCAGCAGAAUACUUCGUCAACUUCCCAGCCAAAUGUCGUGUAUUACAACGAUCCCAAGAGGAAUGUCCACGUCGCCCGUGUCACAGAAGGCGCCGUGCGUGUCAUUUUCAAAGAAAAGUCGUUCAAAGGGUGGUGCUUAUUACAUGCCCUUGUCCUGGGGAUGGACAUAAUCCAUGAUGAACGGGGGGAUUGGGAACGAAAACCGUGGUGCCGCAUCGUGGAACUUGAGCCGUGGAUGCAGGUGGACGAAUACAAAUAUGAGUUUGACUGGAACGAAGGAGAGAGUAGCAAGAUUAAAUGCUCGUCGCACGACGCCUUGUUGCUGGCAAAGGUCAUUAUGCUGCCUGGCGAUGAGUUGUAUACCGUUCAGCUGAAUGCUGCUAACAUGAAUGAGUUGGCGUAUUGGUGGCCAUGGUGA